This is a messenger RNA of Epithele typhae, 3453 nucleotides long. RefSeq lists its product as uncharacterized. Lineage: Eukaryota; Fungi; Basidiomycota; Agaricomycetes; Polyporales; Epitheliaceae. Gene Ontology annotation, molecular function: nucleotidyltransferase activity. The transcript has 11 exons. Bases 1 to 3453 code for a protein of 1150 amino acids. Gene Ontology annotation, biological process: RNA 3'-end processing. The record is from RefSeq and is a predicted model, not a curated record.
AUGGCAACCGCCUUCGCCCACUCCCCGCCCACCCCGGCUCAGUCCUCGCCCUUCCUCUCCCCUGGCUCCCCGCCACAGCAGCUCCGACGCCCCAUCUCAAGACAGCGCUUCAUCCAGGACUUCUCCCAAUGUCUCUUCGAGUUCGUCAUCCAGCUCCUCCCCACCACCGAGGAGAUGGCCGUCAAGGAGGACGUCCGCAAGCUCCUCGAACGCCUCAUCCGCACAAUCGAGCCAGAUAGCAGGCUGCUCUCCUUCGGCUCCUCCGCCAAUGGCUUCAGCCUCAAGAACUCCGACAUGGAUCUCUGUUGCCUUAUUGAUGCUGGAGAACGACUAAAUGCGUCGGAUCUUGUCACCAUGGUCGGGGAUCUACUUGAGCGAGAAACCAAGUUCCAUGUCAAGCCACUCCCCCAUGCACGAAUACCCAUCGUCAAGCUCAAUCUUGACCCUUCUCCCGCCCUACCCUUCGGCAUCGCGUGCGACAUUGGAUUCGAGAACAGGCUGGCUCUGGAGAACACCAGAUUGCUCAUGUGCUACGCGUCUGUCGACCCCGCACGAGUCCGAACAAUGGUCCUCUUCCUCAAAGUUUGGAGCAAGCGAAGAAAAAUCAACUCGCCCUACAAAGGCACAUUGUCGUCAUACGGCUAUGUGCUCCUUGUCAUUUACUUCCUUGUACACGUCAAGAACCCACCUGUAUUGCCUAACCUACAGCAAAUGCCGCCAUUGCGGCCUAUCCCCGAUGAGGAGUCUCAUCUUAAUGGGUAUAAUAUUUGGUUCUUCGACGACGUCGAGCUUCUGAGGCAACGAUGGCAGUCUUCGAAUGCUGACACUGUCGCCGACUUGUUGAUUGACUUCUUCAAGUUCUAUUCUCGUGACUUCACAUACAACAUGGGAGUGGCCUCAAUUCGGGCUGGUUUGUUGAAGAAAGAUGACAAAGGUUGGCUUAGCGAGGACUACGGCACCGGUCGGGAGCGAAAUCGCUUGUGCAUCGAGGAUCCGUUCGAGACGGAUUUCAACGUUGCACGAUGUGUAACCAAAGAUGGCCUCUACACCAUCCGGGGAGAAUUCAUGCGAGCGUCAAGAAUCCUACAGACCCGGCCUGAGAGGGCGAUUCUCGCUCUUGCGCAACUGUGCGAAGAGCGCAAGGAGGAGACGCUUGGUCCACCUCCGCCUCCGCCUCAACCACGGUCAACACCGUCAUCGUCGACGUUCACGUCAACACGAUUGACCUCCAUCCCUCCACAGACGCCAUAUACGGUCGGUAGCAGUCCGAUGCGCCCAAACGGUGUCCCGGUACCCGCGCCCGAAGACAUCGCCUCCCUGCGCAAGUCAGACGCACUGUCGCCGACGUCACCGGCCUUAUCGUCUCCGAGUGACUCGCCGGGGCGUACAGCUGCCGUGGUGCCGAAGGAUUCCACGCUACGCCUACCCAUAGACAAACUUGACCACAUGGCGCCGAUACGGAGCAAAUGGACAAGCCCUCCGCCACCAGAUGCACCAGAGGAAGACCACUCGGCUUUCGAAGACCGCCUCGGCCAGGGCAUCGCCCUCGCCACAAUAUCCACUGCACCACGACUGAGAGAGCGGUCAUACGCCUCCUCUAACGCGAGCGAGACGCACACGGAUGAUGAACGCCAGUCGAUAGCAGAGUCGGACGACGUGCGGUCAGUCAAAUCUUACCUUGAGGAAGGUGCGGUACACUACAGCAGGGAGUUCCGUGAGCGCGAACGCCAGCUCGCAAACCUCCACGCGCAGCAAGCAGCUCUGCAACAACGGUUGCAGCAGCAGUACGGUAUCGAGCCUUCAAGCCCUGGUAUGAGCGCUGCUCCUGCCAACUCCAGGCUAGAGGGCGGAGUGGACGUCAAGAUGAUCUCGCGUCUGCGCGGACGACCAGCAGCACGGUCGGGCCAGCCAUCCAACGGUCCCGUCCCACCGACGAACGGACGGUCGACACCCAGCGAUCGGAGCGACGACUUUACCCCGCCACCACGGAUAGAUGCGCAUACUCCGCGCCGGUCCAUGUCCUUCCCCGUCCGCAACCUCAACCGCUUCUCGCUCCCCGCACAAGGGUUCCCGAACCCGCUUGCUCCCGCAUAUCACGCACACAUGUCCCCCACACUCAGUAACGUCCCGCCCCGUUACGUCCUGUCUAACUCCGCCGAGGCGCAAGCACAGGCGCAAGCGCAAGCAGCGAUCCAGGCGCAGACCCAGUCGAACGUCUACUAUGAGGCGAUGCCCCCACGCGAGCGAAUGCUCCGCGCGAUGGCUGCCUACAGCCCGCAAGUCCACUUCACGUCGCCUCAACCAACGUACGACCCGCUUUCACAUAUGUACGCCACUGGGUCGAGCAUGAGCACAAGCCAAAGCCGGAGCGCGAGUCGAAGUCGGAGCAGGAGCAGGAGCAGGAGCCAGGAGAGGUCACCCAUCACGAUCCGCCGGGUAAGCGCGUCGGGCGCAGCUGAGGAGGUCAUCGCGGGCCCGUCACGGCUGCCCGCCGACGCCCCCGUGUCUCCGCAUCCUGAUGCCGCUGCGCGCAUGUACUCGCACCAACACUCGCACUCGAGCACGACGAUCACCGCGCCGACGCCCCCCGCGCACGUGCACCACUUUUCUGUUGCGCUCCCGCCCAUCGCCGCAAUCCCGCCCACGUCCGGCGCGACGCUUGGCCCGCGCCACUCGCAUGAGCACUCGCGUUCGCGCUCCCCACCUUUUCUGCCCGGCCAGCGCCAUCCACCACAUCCGUACGCCUUCCCACAGGCGUACGGCGGCCAGAGCCCGCGCAUGGGUGCCGCGAACCUGCCCCCACGCCUACGCGCCGACCGUGAGCGCAGCUUCGGUGCCGUCAACGGCGUCCCCGCGAGCCCUUCGCCCAGAGCGCGCGCCGCUCCGCUGCCCCCAACCACCGCCGCCGCGCACGCCCACACGCACAUUCCGCUCCCCGCAUCCUCGCCAGCCUCGCUCCGGCCGGCGUCGCAGCACUCACACUCGUCCUCGGGCUCGGCCUCGCCGCCGACGUCGUGCGCAAGCCUCAGCCUCUCGCUUGGCUCGCAGUCGCAGUACGCGGGCUCGUCGUCCCCACUCUCGACCUCGCCACCGUCGCCCGCGCAGAGUGAGGCGGCCAAGGCCGGCGGCGGCGCCGAGCGCGCGAUGCCGCUCCUCGACGGGCUCGCGCCCGCGUUUGGGCUCCAGCGGCUCGAGGAGGAGGUGCAGACACCAGACAAGGACGCGGCGACGCCGGUGCCGGUGUCGAGUGCGUCGUCGCCCUCAGCGGCGGUUGCCGUUUUGCCCGCCAAAGGCGGGGAGGUCUUGGAUUCUGCACAAGUUGUGCCCGAGCUGCCUAGCCUGGAGGUCCCGGCACCGACACCAGCACCAGCAUCCUCGCAACUCGCGGCAACACCUGAAGUGGUCGUAUGUAGUGCCAAGCCUGCUGCUGGAGCCACGCAAGGAGCUUCAUAG